Molecule: messenger RNA, 1635 nt
Organism: Pichia kudriavzevii
Lineage: Eukaryota; Fungi; Ascomycota; Pichiomycetes; Pichiales; Pichiaceae
Exons: 3
Coding region: 1-1635 (544 amino acids)
Biological process (GO): proton transmembrane transport; proton motive force-driven ATP synthesis
Molecular function (GO): ATP binding; ADP binding; proton-transporting ATP synthase activity, rotational mechanism
Source: RefSeq, a predicted model, not a curated record
AUGAUUUCCGCAAGAACUAUCAGAGCUGCUGCUAAGCAAGCCUUAGCUGUUAACGCUAAAGUCCUCCCAAGAGUUGCAAGACCAUUAGCUGCAAGAACUUAUGCUUCUGCUAAGGCAGCACCAACCGAAGUUUCUUCUAUCCUAGAAUCUAAGAUCAGAGGUGUCUCUGAAGAAGCAAACUUGGAUGAAACUGGUAGAGUUUUAUCUGUUGGUGAUGGUAUUGCUAGAGUCUUUGGUUUAAACAACUGUCAAGCAGAUGAAUUAGUUGAAUUUGCUUCCGGUGUCAAGGGUAUGGCAUUGAACUUGGAACCAGGUCAAGUUGGUAUUGUCUUAUUCGGUUCUGACAGAGAUGUCAAGGAAGGUGAAAUUGUCAAGAGAACUGGUAAGAUUGUUGAUGUUCCUGUUGGCCCAGCUAUGUUGGGUAGAGUUGUUGAUGCUUUAGGUAACCCAAUCGACGGUAAGGGUCCAAUUGAAUCCGUUGCAACCUCCAGAGCUCAAUUAAAGGCACCAGGUAUUUUGCCAAGAACCUCUGUUUUUGAACCAAUGCAAACUGGUUUAAAGGCUGUUGAUGCAUUAGUCCCAAUUGGUAGAGGUCAAAGAGAAUUGAUUAUUGGUGACAGACAAACCGGUAAGACCGCUGUUGCUUUAGAUACCAUCUUAAACCAAAAGAGAUGGAACGAUGGUGCAGAUGAAUCCAAGAAGUUAUACUGUGUCUAUGUCGCUGUUGGUCAAAAGAGAUCUACUGUUGCUCAAUUAGUUCAAACUUUAGAACAACAUGAUGCUAUGAAGUAUUCCAUCAUUGUUGCAGCAACUGCAUCUGAAGCAGCCCCAUUACAAUACUUGGCUCCUUUCACUGCUUGUGCAAUUUCUGAAUGGUUCAGAGACAAUGGUAAGCACGCUUUGAUUAUUUACGACGAUUUAUCCAAGCAAGCUGUUGCGUACAGACAAUUGUCCUUAUUAUUAAGAAGACCACCAGGAAGAGAAGCAUACCCAGGUGAUGUUUUCUACUUGCAUUCCAGAUUAUUAGAAAGAGCAGCAAAGAUGUCCAACGCUAACGGUGGUGGUUCUUUGACCGCUUUACCAGUUAUUGAAACUCAAGGUGGUGAUGUUUCUGCAUAUAUUCCAACUAACGUUAUUUCCAUUACUGAUGGUCAAAUUUUCUUGGAAUCCGAAUUAUUCUACAAGGGUAUUAGACCAGCUAUUAACGUCGGUUUAUCUGUUUCCAGAGUUGGUUCUGCUGCUCAAGUUAAGGCUAUGAAGCAAGUUGCAGGUUCCUUGAAGCUUUUCUUGGCUCAAUACAGAGAAGUUGCAGCUUUCGCUCAAUUUGGUUCUGAUUUAGAUGCAUCCACUAAGCAAACCUUAGUUAGAGGUGAAAGAUUAACCCAAUUAUUAAAGCAAAAGCAAUACUCUCCAUUGGCUGCAGAAGAACAAGUUCCAGUUAUUUACGCUGGUGUCAAUGGUUACUUAGACAAGCUUCCAUUAGAUAAGAUUGGUCAAUUUGAAACCGAAUUCUUAGCUUACUUAAAGGCUAACGAAACCGAAAUCUUAAACGCUAUUAAGACCGAAGGUCAAUUAUCUAAGGAAUUAUUAGCUAAGUUAAAGGCUGCUACUGAAUCUUUCGUUGCAACUUUCUAA